Hansenula ciferrii is the source of this 825-nucleotide messenger RNA. RefSeq lists its product as uncharacterized. The coding region runs from base 1 to 825 and encodes 274 amino acids. The record is from RefSeq and is a predicted model, not a curated record. Lineage: Eukaryota; Fungi; Ascomycota; Saccharomycetes; Phaffomycetales; Wickerhamomycetaceae. The transcript has a single exon.
AUGAAAGAUGUCUUAUUCAAUUUAGACCUAAAUAUCAACCAAACUGGUCUGAAAAAAAAAAUUACUUUCAUUGAUGAAAUGGGAAAUUAUUUUAAUAUCGUUAUUAUUAAAAAGAAAAAUAUAACAUUAGAUGAUGUUAUAUCUGACUUGAAAUUCAAAAUUAACCACAAGAUGGAUAAAAGAAUAACAGUUCCAAACAAUCAUCGUGAACAAGAACCUUUAUACCUCAUGUACAAUGUCUCAGGAAUGAAUUUUUCUCAAAAUUUUGAAAAUCUUUCUAAAAUGAUUCAUAUUAUUGAAUUAUAUAAACCCAGAAUUGAGAAUCAUCCAUGGGAAAGUUAUUCAAUUAUAAAAGUGGUACCUAAAGUACAUCAUCAAAAUGAUGUUGAUGCUAACGGAAAUCUAUUAAAUUCAAAUCAUUAUUUACAACAUGAUGAAUUGGAUUAUAAUGCUCCCAAUGAGAUUUUUUUCUUUAUUAGUGUGGCAGCAGAUAAGACUGGUGAUACACAUUAUAAAAAGUCCAUUAAACCAAUUAAUUCAUCAACGAGUAGGGUUUUUUUUGAGCUGAAAUCCCCAAAGGAAAUAUUGACACAAAUUUUGGAAGAAGGUUUCAAUAAUUGGUUUUUUUAUAUACAAGAGUUGUUGGUAAAUAAACAUUUGAAUAUAGAGGAGAAUCUUAAUAGAAGACCAUUAUAUUUCAAAGGGUCUAAUGCAAUUCAUCCAGAUUCAAAUAUAUCUGAAUUUAUUCAAGUUGGAUAUAGAUUAGAUUUAUCAAAUGAUUAUAGGUCACCAGAUUCAUUACCUAGUUAUGAUCAGAUUUCAUGA